AUGGCUUUAGAACCUAUCAAUUGUACCACCAAAUCGCGUGAAAUCGAAGAAGUUUAUUCCAAAGUUGUUAGAGGUAACUCAGACACUACUUGGUUAAUCAUUGGUCCAAAUGCAAACAAAGAGUAUGGCCCAGAAGAAACUGGUAAUGAUUUCUCAGAAUUUUUACAUUCUUUUGAUGAUUCAAAAGUUCAAUUCGGUUUGGCCCGUGUUUCACCACCUGGCUCUGAUGUCGAGAAAAUAAUCUUAAUUGGUUGGUGUCCAGAUUCUGCUCCAAUGAAGACGAGAGCAUCAUUUGCUGCAAAUUUUGGUACUGUAGCUAAUAAAGUUUUGAAAGGGUACCAUGUUCAAGUUACUGCAAGAGAUGAAGAUGAUUUGAAUGAAAAUGAAAUAUUAAUGAAGGUUAGUAACGCUGCAGGUGCUCGUUAUUCCAUUCAAUCUACUGGUAUUUCAACUAGCAAACCACGUACUUUACCAAAAAAGACUCAAUCUCCACCACCACCACAAGCAGCUUCUAGUAUUCCAGCAACAAAGAAAUUUGAAUCUACCUCAUUACCAAAUAGAAAUAAUAAUAAUAAUAAUAAUAGUAAUAAUAAUAACAGUAAUAAUGAUGAUGAUUGGGGCGAGCCAGAAGUUAAAGAACGUGACUUCGAUAAGACUCCUUUAAAACCUUCCGAAUCUGCUUAUAAACCAAUUGGUAAGGUCGAUUUACAAAAAGUUAUUGCAGAAGAAAAUGCAAAGGAAGAUCCACGUUUAGUUAACUCUACUCCAAGCUCUAAUAAAAUUAACCCCUCUGAUGAGAUCAAUAACUUAAAACAACAAUCAAAAUCGCAAAGAGAUCAAGAAAUGAAUGCUUAUUUGGGUACAAAGCCACCACUAUCUACUGAUAAUUAUAAAACUGAUAAUGAUAAAGUAAUUAAAGGCUUUACAAAUGAAAAGUCCCCAGCACAAUUAUGGGCUGAAAAGAAAGCUGCCAAUAAUAAAGAUUCAGGAAUUACCGAUGAAUCACUCUCAUCUCCAAGAAAUACUACUAGUUAUAACGUUAAUGCUAAUGAUAAUGAAGAAGCAGAAGAACCAGCUGUUAAUGACUUAAAAUCAAAAUUUGAAAAAUUAUCAGCAAGUAACGAUGAACCUCAAGUAAUUUCACCAAAACCAUUCUCAAAACAACCAGCUCCAAUUGAUGAAUUUUCUUCAAACAAAAAUACCAAACAAUUUGGUACUCCUUUGCCCGGCAUGCAAGAUAAUAAUGAUUUCAAAAAAUCAAGUAAAAACGAUGAUGAAUGGGAUGAUCGUGAAGAAGAAGCUCCAGCUCCCGGAUUAUCAUCCAGAAGUAGACCGGAAGAAGAAGAUGCCCCAGCUCCAGGAUUGCCAUCCAGAAGUAGACCGGAAGAAGAAGAUGCCCCAGCCCCAGGAUUGCCAUCUAGAAGUAGACCUGAAGAAGAAGAUGCUCCAUCUUUACCAAAUAGAGGAAAUACUGAACAACAAGAAAGUGAACCUGUACCAUCAUUACCUUCAAGAGAAAAUGCUACUGAAGAGCCAUCUAAACCAGCUGGAGGAGCAACUGCUAUUGCACAAUACGAUUAUGAAGCCGCUGAAGAUAAUGAAUUAACAUUUAAUGAAAAUGAUAAGAUUAUUAACAUCGAAUUUGUUGACGAUGAUUGGUGGUUAGGAGAACUUGAAUCUUCGGGUGAAAAAGGUUUAUUUCCAAGCAAUUACGUGGAGUUAGAAAAUUAA
Molecule: messenger RNA, 1731 nt
Organism: Henningerozyma blattae CBS 6284
Lineage: Eukaryota; Fungi; Ascomycota; Saccharomycetes; Saccharomycetales; Saccharomycetaceae
Gene: ABP1
Product: Abp1p
Exons: 1
Coding region: 1-1731 (576 amino acids)
Biological process (GO): regulation of actin filament polymerization
Cellular component (GO): site of polarized growth; cortical actin cytoskeleton; plasma membrane
Molecular function (GO): actin filament binding
Source: RefSeq, a predicted model, not a curated record